AUGGCCAGACCCAAGUCUGACAUGAUGGAUGAACGGAACACGCCGCUCAGGAGUCAUCCGCCAGUCAAGCCUCUGGCUCAAGGCGUCACCGACAAGGAAGGUGGCCGUGCUGUUAUUACUCCGCCAUGUGGAAGCCUGUUUGAAAGCCAGCCACAGGGCCGUUCCCAGGAACAGAACCAGCAACAGAACCAACCUGUCAGUCUUUUCAAGCGACGGGACCAUUGCGAGCUGCCUCCUAUCCAGACCAGUAGGCUUGGGUUUCUCCCAAACUCCUCGACUGGCUAUUUGGAUCGUUCGGACUCGGAUCUUAGCGCAGGCCAGCCUUUCCUGCCCAAGCGUCUCGACAAAUCUCCUUUCCACUCGAACAAGUUCGCCGUUCCGGGAGAGCGAGAGCAUGACAACGGUCAAACGCAGCACGAUGAUUCCAAAGAAUCCAAGCACAAAGAGGAAUAUAACAAGUUUCGUGCCAGCCUGAACAAUAGCCUGGAGGAUGAUUCUUCCAUUGAACAGGAUGACAGUGGACAGCGCGACAGCUUGGUAGCCGAACAAAAGGAUCAAGUUAAACUGUUUCGUUCCAGUUUGCUUGCUGGUGCCAGGGCCCAAGAAGAUCGACGCGGCCGUGUCAGAAGGACUCCACCCCCGCCUGACGAUCCUCAAAUUGGUCCCAACGUGGCUUCCGAAUCGGAAUCGCAUGCUUCCGUUAUCAGCGAGAACAAAGACUGCGUCGUUCCUGUUCGAGAAAAUGACGAAUUUUCUCUUCCAGAGACACUGAAACCCACUACAUCUUCCCACGAAGAGAGCGAAGAAUAUCUGGAUCGCCUCAUUGCUGAACUGGAGGCCGAAGAUGGAAACGAACCUGACGUGGACGCAAUCACUAUCCGCGCCGGGGAAAUUCCCCCAUACCCUCCUGCUCUGCUAGAGACUAAGGUCGACGAGGGCCUCGACGAUGAAGAGGUGGUCCUUCGGCGCAAGAAGUAUGGCUGGAAUCGCAUGAAGGAACAGAAACGGAACCACUUUCUCAAGUUCCUUUCCUUCUUCAAUGGCCCGGUCCAGUGGGUCAUGGAGGUCGCCAUGGUCCUAGCCGCCUGCUUGCGGGAUUGGAUAGAUUUCGGAAUCAUCCUUGCCCUGCUCAUAUUGAAUGCCGUUGUCGCAUUUGCUCAGGAAUACCAGGCGGGCAACAUUGUCGAUAGCCUCAGGAAUACUCUUGCCCUGAGAGCUCUGGUCAUUCGCAACGGUUACAUGGUGGAGAUAGGUGCUGAAGAGGUCGUGGUUGGUGAUAUCAUUCACGUGGACGAUGUGAGUUCAUGGCGAUUUGAAAAAAAAGGGGGAAAUAUUUUGACGCUAAUAUUCGUUCAGGGCACAAUCGUUGCGGCAGAUGGCAGACUGGUAUGCGACGACGACACCUGCAUUCAGGUUGAUCAGUCUGGAAUCACGGGGGAAUCCCUCGCCGUGGAUAAGCACAAAGGAGAUGUUAUCUUUGCCUCCUCGGCAGUCAAACGUGGGGAUGGGUUCAUGGUUGUGACUGCCACUGGUGACCAUACAUUUGUCGGAAAUGCAGCCGUCCUGGUGAACAAGGCAGGCAAUACCACAGGCCACUUCACUCGGGUCCUGAACGCAAUGUCGCGGGUCCUUCUGAUUCUGGUACUUCUCACCCUGCUGGUUGUCUGGAUCAGCGGUUAUUAUCGCUCAAAUCCGAUCGUCCAGAUACUUGAGUUCUCGCUCGCAGUCACCGUCACUGGAGUCCCAGUUGGUCUUCCCGUGGUUGUCACGACAACAAUGGCCGUUGGUGCAGCUUAUCUGGCCAAACACAAGGCUAUCGUGCAAAAGCUCGAAGCUAUCGAGUCGUUGGCUGGAGUGGAGAUUCUCUGUUCAGACAAAACGGGAACACUCACCCGUAACAAGCUGACAUUGGGAGAUCCAUAUAUAGCCCCUGGAAUGAGUGCAGAAGAAAUCAUGCUGACUGCAUGUCUUGCGGCCAAUCGAAAGAAGGGCGGGAUCGAUGCUAUCGACAAAGUAUUCCUCAAAGGUCUCCGCCACUUCGCGUGGGCCAGGUCUCAGAUCACCUCGUACAAGACUCUCGAUUUCUCUCCAUUUGAUCCAGUGUCAAAGAAGGUCGUUGCCUAUAUGCAAGCUCUGAAUGGUGAGAGGGUCCGUUGUAUGAAGGGUGCUCCUAUGACCAUCCUGAGAACAGUGGAGAAGGAGACGACACUCUGCGAGCCGUUUUGCAAUGAGUAUGAGGCUAAGGUCAAUGAGUUUGCUAGCCGAGGAUUCCGUGCACUCGGUGUCGCCCGCAAGCGUCAAGGACGGCCAUGGGAGAUUCUGGGAAUCAUGCCAUGCUUGGAUCCCCCACGCCAUGACACUGCUAAGACAGUGUCCGAGGCCCAAGGCCUGGGACUCUCUAUCAAGAUGCUCACUGGGGAUGCGGUGGCCAUUGCGCGCGAAACGGCACGUAGACUCGGUCUGGGAACCAACAUUUACAACGCUGAACGCCUUGGUGUCACUGGUGCCGGCUCCAUGUCUGGCUCGGAAGUGAAUGACUUUGUUGAGGCCGCUGACGGCUUCGCAGAAGUCUACCCCCAGCACAAGUACAGUGUGGUUGACAUACUCCAGCAACGCGGCUAUCUGGUGGCAAUGACCGGUGAUGGUGUCAAUGACGCUCCUUCGUUGAAGAAGGCGGACACGGGAAUUGCGGUGGAGGGCGCAUCCGAUGCGGCCCGUUCUGCUGCUGACAUUGUCUUCCUGGCACCUGGUCUGUCCGCAAUCAUCGAGGCGAUCAAGAUCGCUCGCCGGAUCUUCCGCCGCAUGUACUCAUACGUGGUAUUCCGGAUCGCCCUGUCCAUUCACUUGGAGCUCUUCCUCGGACUCUGGAUGGUGAUCAAGAAUGAGACCCUCGACCUCCGCCUGGUUGUUCUUCUCGCUAUCUUUGCCGACAUUGCGACCUUGGCCAUUGCAUAUGACAAUGCGACUUAUUCUCAGUCUCCUGUCAAGUGGAACAAGCCCAGACUCUGGGGAGAAUCAAUUGUUCUAGGGUUCAUUCUUGCAGUCGGCACCUGGGUGACUUUGGGCACCAUGCUGCUGCAAGGCGAAGACGGAGGUGUUAUCGAAGGCGGGGGCUCACGAAACGGGGUCUUAUUCCUGCAGAUUGCUCUGACCCAAAGCUGGUUGAUUCUGAUAACUCGUGUCGAUGGAUCUGGAUCGAGAUCGCACCGGGCGAACUGCCCAUCUUUUGCCCUUCUCGUCGCCGUGCUUUCUGUCAAUAUUACCGCAACCUUGAUGGCCGCAUUCGGUGCCUUCUGCCAAGCCACGUCCUGGUUAACCAUCGUCCGUGUAUGGGUUCUUUCCUCUGGGGUAGCAUGUGUGAACUUACUGGCGUACACCGUGAUGCAUAACUCAGAAAGGUUUGAUAACGUUAUGCAUGGCAAAGGCCCUCGGAAGAGGGACAGAGAGCGCUCGUGGGAAGACUUCGGUAAGUUAGCAGUGACUCGAUUCUUCCUCACGUCUUUGGCAUGGGUAACUAACCGAUCACAGGUCUUAACAUGCAGCGAAUGGCCAGACAGCAUGAGACGAGCAGUUAGUGGUGGUUUGAAACCCCCAAGUUCUACAAGUAAGGAUGAUGAACUGAUGAUGAUGAUGAUGAUGAUGAUCAAUGGGGAUGCCUCUGAUGGAUGCAUUUUAAUGAUCUUAUCAUGUGAAGGAGGGAUGGAAAUCGGAUGA
Messenger RNA from Penicillium egyptiacum, 3714 nucleotides. Lineage: Eukaryota; Fungi; Ascomycota; Eurotiomycetes; Eurotiales; Aspergillaceae. The record is from the annotation of a GenBank genome assembly.